AUGGCAAAGGACGCCGCCUUAAAGGAUCUGAAGACAAAGAAGCGUAAGGCUUCCACGCCUGAGCGCGAUGCCGAAAAGCCCAAGAAGGUGAAGAACGUUGCCACCGAUGCUUCAGAAGCUCCAGCAAAGAAGCGCAAAGCCACCGAGGAUGCUGCUCCUAUCAAGGCAAAGAAGUCCAAGAACCCCACCGACUCGACUACCACCGAAGGUCUGAUACCCGCCCAAGUCAAGAAGGCGAAGAACACUAAGGCAAUUUCCAAUGGAGGUUCCGAGGCAAAACCAGCAAACAAGUUUGAAGUUUCCGACAAGCUUGCCAACAAGAAGGACAAGAAUGUUGCGAAGGCAUCUGAGAAACCCGUGAAGGAGGCCAGCAGUGGAGCAAGCGCGCCUACCGUUCCCAAGAUGGACAAGAGCUCCUCGAAGAAGCAAAAUGCUACCAAGAAGAACGUCGAGGACAAGGGUGACGAGGAAGUAGAUGAGGACUCGGAGGACGAAAUCGACGAUCAGACUGAAGCACUCCUCAAAGGUUUUGAGAGUGACGGUGAUGAGGAAGAUGACAAGGUCGAGGAAAUCUACAAAGAAGGUCUUGAAAUUCCGGCAAUCACAGAAAACAAGAACCUCUCCAAUAAGAAACAACUAAAGCUUAAGAAAGUCGCCGAGUUUCCUGGUCAGGGCAAGCCGGGUGUCGUAUUCGUUGGUCGUAUUCCCCAUGGAUUCUACGAGCAUGAGAUGAAAGCCUACUUCGGACAGUUCGGCAAGAUUCUCAAGCUUCGUCUGUCACGCAAUAGGAAGACCGGCGCUAGCAAACAUUACGCUUUCAUCCAGUUCCAGGAUGGGGGUGUUGCGGACAUCGUUGCUAAGACAAUGGACAACUACCUCAUGUUCGGCCAUCUUCUCAAGGUUAAAUUAGUCCCCGACGAGCAAGUUCCGGCAAAGGUAUUCGAGGGUGCCAAUAAGCGGUUCAAGAAGGUCCCAUGGAACAAGCUGGAAGGUCGCAAGCUGGAGCAGGGUGCAUCCGAGGAGGUUUGGGAAAAGCGCAACCGACAUGAACAGGAGCGAAGAGAGAUGAAGGCUAAGGAGAUGAAGGCAAUUGGCUAUGAGUUUGAUGCUCCUGCGCUCCAGUCUGCCAAAGGUUUUUCCAAGAAGGCAAAGGCCGUUCCGCAGUUGACAGAAAACGACGGCGAGACUGAGGCUAUCGAAGCUGCACCAGCUGCUGAGGACAAGAUGAAGGCCCCCGAGGCUGCACCGAUUGCGGAGGAGUCAAGCAAGUCCAAGAAGAAGAAGAAGAAGUCCAAGGCUGAGAAAGAGGGUAAGGGUGCAGCUGCUGUUGACGAGCUAAGCAAGUCCGAAAAGGAGGAGAGUUCCGCUGGUGUCAAACCUUCCAAGGAGGAAGUCGAGGAAUCUGUCACUGCUUUGAUCGCGGAGACCGCCAAAAAGCCAAAGAAGGAGAAGAAAGCCAAGAAGAAUAAGGAGAUCGUAACUCCGGCCUCGAAGGAUGAGGACGACGAGGUUGAGCCAGCCGGCGAGCCUUCCAGCAGGCCGAAAAAUGAUAAGAAAAAGAAGAAAGCCAAGUUCGUUGCUGAGUAG
Molecule: messenger RNA, 1587 nt
Organism: Hyaloscypha bicolor E
Lineage: Eukaryota; Fungi; Ascomycota; Leotiomycetes; Helotiales; Hyaloscyphaceae
Exons: 3
Coding region: 1-1587 (528 amino acids)
Biological process (GO): maturation of LSU-rRNA from tricistronic rRNA transcript (SSU-rRNA, 5.8S rRNA, LSU-rRNA)
Cellular component (GO): nucleolus
Molecular function (GO): RNA binding
Source: RefSeq, a predicted model, not a curated record